Paramecium pentaurelia is the source of this 2640-nucleotide messenger RNA. The record is from the annotation of a GenBank genome assembly. Lineage: Eukaryota; Ciliophora; Oligohymenophorea; Peniculida; Parameciidae.
AUGAAUUCAAUUCAAUAAGAGAUAACUAUGAUUCCUACAAAGAUAUUUAAGAAUGCAUAAUGGAUUUCAAAAUCAUUAAGUGUAAACAAACGAAAAAGUCCAAAUUAUCCAUGUAAAAGAUGGGGACAUACAGCUGUGUUACACGAUAAAUAUAUGUAUGUAUUCAGUGGUUGUGGUAAAUCUGAUAAUCCCAGAUAGUGGGAACAAAUAUACAGAAUGGAUUGUAUAACAUUUUAAUGGGAAAGAUUGAAUUCUCCAUCUUAAAACCAUCCUCCAGGUAGAGAUUCUCAUUGUUGUGUAUGUUUGUAAAAUAAACUUUAUUUUUUUGGGGGAUCUAGUAAUGAAUUAAUUCUUGGGGAUUUUUGGAGCUUUGAUAUUGAAACUUCUGAAUGGACAGAAAUAUAAGUACCAAAAGAUAUGGAAGCAAGAGAAGGACAUUCUAUGGUAGCUUUAUCAUCAAGAUUGAUAUAUAUAUAUGGUGGAUGGGAUUAAGUAUAAAAUAUAAUGACAGAAUCACAUUGGCUAUAUGAUAUCAAAACAAACAAAUUUUAAUAAGUAACACAUUUUACAGGGGAUGAGAUGAUAAAAUUAGAAAGUCAUACUGCUAAUAAAAUAGGAGAUAGUGUUUAUAUUUUUGGAGGUUAAGGUCAGUAGUCGAAUAAACAAUUAGUAUUUCAUAAAGAUUUGUACAAAUUAGAUUUUGAAAAUAUGAAUGAUUUGCAUUAAAAAUUUGAUUAAUUAGAAUCAGGAGAUGAUAAGGGUUAGAAUAUUGAAAAUAAUACAGUUAUAAAGAUUGAGAAGAUUAAGGCAAAUGGAUCUCAAUAGCCUACUCCUAGAGCUUCUCAUUCUGCAGUUACUUAUGGAGAGAGAUUCUUAUUUAUAAUUGGAGGAGAAGGGUAUAAAUGAAUAAUAAUCAAAUUUAGAUAUUAAUAUGAUUAAUAAAAGGAUAAUGAAGAGGAAGCAAUUGAAUAGGAUUAGGAUGAUGAUUAAAAUAUUGAUGAAGAAGAAAAGCCAAUAUUUCCAAAAAAUGAUAUUUGGAUAUUUGAAACAGUAAUGAGAGUAUGUAAUUAAAUUAAAUUUAUAGACAUGGAGUAAAUUAUAACCAAAAUCUAAGACUCCAGUAUUCUAACCUAGAUUUUCACAUAGUUGUAUUGUUUAUAAGGAUUAGUUUAUAAUUUUUGGUGGAUUGAGAAGUAUGGGAGAAGUAUUAGAAGAUAUAAUGGUAUUGCAUUUAAAGGAUAGUGAAAAUAAUAUAUAGAAAUAUUAAAGGGAUGAGAUGAAAAAUGUAUGUAAAUAUUGCUAAUUGAUAUAUGGUAUUCAAUAAGAAGAAGAAAUAUCAUUUCAUAAAACAAUUGAAAAUAAUGCAAUAAAAUUACCUAAAUUAUCUUUAACAUUUGUAGAUGAGUAAUAUUAAUUUAAUAAAUUUUAUAGAAUUUCUAAAUUGAUUUAUUGUCCAAUGUCUUGUUUUGGUCUCUUUUUGGAUAAUGUAAAAUUAUCAGAAGCUUCAGAAGUUAAUUUUGAAUAUGUGUUUUUAUAAAGAAAGAAGAAAUAUUAAAAUACUAUUGAUGAAAUUAGAGAUAAAAUACCAGUAUUGAUAAUUUUUGAGAAAGAUCCUAGAGAAUUAGAUGAUUUAAAUGAUUUCUUAUUUAAUUUUGAUAUUUCUAAAAGGAAAAAUAAAGUAAUUAAUUAAGAUAUAGAUUUGAAAAAUGAAAGUGAAUAAAAUUAAGUUUAUGAGGAAUAGCAAUUACUAAAUAAGAAGUAAUAUGCAUUAAAUUUUAAAAUUGCAUCAUUACGAUUAGGAGAUAGUGUGUUAAUUUGUCAUAAAUCUUAGAAUAAUUAUUAUGUUGGAUUAAUAUCAAUGAAUGAUUAAUUAAAUCCUAAUGAUGAGACAUUGACUUUCUAUAAUUAUACAAUUACUAUUGCAAAUGGAACUGAAAGAAAGAUUGAUUCACCAGAAAGUAAAUAUGUAUUAUUAAAUGCAAUUACUCAUUUAAUAAAUGAAGAAGAUUUUAUAUUAAAUUGCAAUUAUAAUUAUACUAAAAUAUUCAUUUUUGAUUUAGCUAGAAUACAUGCUUUAUAAAAGAUAUUUGAACUUCAUUUAUAUAAUGAUGAUAUAAUCUCGAAUUAAUUAUUAGCAUAUUAAUUAAAAAAAGAUGAUGCAAUCAAAUAUCCAGAUUUCUCUUUAAAGGAGUAUCUUAAAUAUUAUUCAUUGGAACAUUUACCAUUUAAAAUAACUGUAUAGAAUUAAUUAAUUAAUACAAAUGUUAAUGUGAUAAGUAGAAUUGAUAAUAAAAAUAAGAUAUCUAUAACAAAUGAAAAAAUACUUAUAAAAUUAAAUGAAUGGGCAGAAUCAUAUUAAUUAAGUAGAUUAACAUAAAAUAAUUUUGGAAUACUUCUUUAUUAUUAAGGAAGAUUGAUCAAUAGAUAUAGAAAAUAAUUGGGAGUCUAUCCAAGUAAUUUAGAACAAAGUGGAUAUAUAAAUAUAUCAAAGAUUGUUAAACCUAAUAUGACAUUUGAAGUAAGUAUUUAAAUAUAUUGUAGGGAUUUAAAAAUUCAUACUUAAGUUCUAUAUUACUAUAAACUCUGGAAACAUUAGAAGAGGAAUGUGAACCAGAGAGAAGAAAGGAAAUUAAAAUUUGA